AUGGAGAAGGCUAGCGAGUCUGGUGGGAAUUUGCAUGACGAGGGGCUGCGCGAGGCGGGGUUUGCAUCGGGGGCGGGGGCGGCUCUUUGUGCCCAGCUAAACCGGCCCCGAAUCUCUUGUUCCGCGAGCUCGAAAACAUCCUCUGGUGCCGCGCCGGCUGGCUUUACCUCUUUCUCCCUCCGCCCCCCGCCGCCCCCCGCCGCCCACGCUGCUGCCGCCGCCGCCGCCUCCGCCUCCGCCUCCGCCUCCGGGCCCCACGGAACGGACGGCCGCUACCCGCCGCCACCCCCUACUGCCUCAACGGAUUUAAUCUCCGUGGGGAUUAGUCCGCUCUCCAUAUUUUACAGCUAA
Messenger RNA from Schistocerca americana (American grasshopper), 351 nucleotides. RefSeq names its product transcription factor SKN7-like. The transcript has 2 exons. The record is from RefSeq and is a predicted model, not a curated record. Bases 1 to 351 code for a protein of 116 amino acids. NCBI's taxonomy places the organism in Eukaryota, Metazoa, Arthropoda, Insecta, Orthoptera, Acrididae.